AUGUACAGCGACGGCGAAACUCAUGACGCUCCUCAGAGCCAGAGGAAAAUUCCCCCUGCAUCCUCCAUGUUGUGGGUCCGCAACCUCCGCCGUUUCAUAGGAUCUGGUGCCGGUCUCGGAUCCGAAGCUCUAAUGGAGCUUGAAACAAAAAGAAUUUUGCUUGACAUUUUUAAAGAAAAGCAGAAAAAAAGUGCCGAAGCUGGUACAAUUCCCAGUUUCUACAAGAAGAAACCUGAAGAGGGAUCAAUCAGUCAUAGAGUUCAGAGAUUAGCGAAGUAUCGUUUUUUGAAGAAACAAUCAGAUCUUCUUCUGAAUGCUGAUGAUUUGGAUGCAAUGUGGGUGUGCUUAAGAGAAAAUUGUGUGAUCGAUGAUGCUACUGGUGCAGAAAAGAUGAAUUAUGAAGACUUUUGCCACAUUGCUUCUGUAUGUACAGAACAAAUAGGUCCUAAAUGCCGACGAUUCUUUAGUCCUUCUAACUUCAUGAAGUUCGAAAAAGAUGAGCAGGGGAGAAUUGCCAUUCUACCAUUUUACCUUUACGUGAUGCGUACGGUUUCACUUACACAGGCAAGAAUUGAUAUGAGUGAGCUUGAUGAGGAUUCUGAUGGUUUCCUUCAGCCACAUGAAAUGGAAGCCUAUAUACGAGGUCUUAUACCCAAUUUGGCACAGUUACGUCGUGAAAUGGCUGCAGGCUUUGUUCCAAUGUACUGUCGUAUUGCUACACACAAGUUCUUUUUCUUUUGUGAUCCUCAUAGACGAGGAAAAGCUUGCAUCAAGAAGGUGCUGCUUAGCAAUUGUCUUCAGGAAUUAAUGGAGCUUCACCAGGAAAGUGAAGAAGAAGUAACAGACACAGAACAAGCCGAAAACUGGUUCUCCUUGACUUCUGCCCAACGUAUAUGUGGUGGGUAUCGUACAUUGGUUGAGACUUCAGGAUUUAUUUACGUUCAGCUUGAGGGUAGUAAUAAUAUCAAUCUGAGGGGUUAUUCUUGUUUAAAUGUUACUAAACAUGUUUUGUCACUUAACAAAGAGCAAGAUGGCUAA
Lathyrus sativus (Indian pea) is the source of this 1038-nucleotide messenger RNA. The record is from the annotation of a GenBank genome assembly. Lineage: Eukaryota; Viridiplantae; Streptophyta; Magnoliopsida; Fabales; Fabaceae.